Messenger RNA from Insectozyma verbasci, 2490 nucleotides. The record is from the annotation of a GenBank genome assembly. NCBI's taxonomy places the organism in Eukaryota, Fungi, Ascomycota, Pichiomycetes, Serinales, Debaryomycetaceae.
AUGUCAAUAAGAUCAACAGAACCAGUGAAUUAUAGAGAAGUAGAUGAUGAAAACUUUUCAGAUGAAGAUGAUGAUAUAGAUAAAGAUUUUAAUAUAGGUAAUAAACGUAAAAAUCAAGGAAACACAAAUGAUAACCAAAAGAAACGCAAGGCUAUAGAAGCGAUGGAAACUUUAAAACUUGAUUUAAAAGAUGAAAAUUUAUCAGAUGAAGAUUUAAUAGAAUUAACUCCAGAUAUACCCAAAGAUUAUAUACCUGAUGCAGUAUCUAAAAAUUUUGGUAAAAGUGAUUUUUCAUAUUUAAAAUUAAAACCUGAUCAUUUUUCAAGACCAAUAUGGAUUUCACCAAGUGACUUAAGAAUUAUAUUAGAAUCAUUUUCACCAUUAGCGGAACAAGCUCAAGAUUUCUUAAUAACAAUUGCUGAACCAAUUUCAAGACCUUCGCAUAUCCAUGAAUAUAGAAUAACUGCAUAUUCUUUAUAUGCUGCCGUUUCAGUUGGUUUAGAAACUGAUGAUAUAAUAUCCGUGCUAAAUCGAUUAUCAAAAGUCCCAGUUGCUGAAUCAAUAGUGAAUUUUAUUAAAGCUGCUACUGUAUCUUACGGUAAAGUUAAAUUAGUUUUAAAACAUAAUAGAUAUUUUGUUGAAAGUACUCAAGCUGAUAUUUUACAAAUGUUACUAAAAGAUGAAGUUAUUGGUCCAUUGAGAGUACUAGAGAAUGGUGAAAGUAAAAAUUUAACAGAAUCAGCAGCACCAUUAAAUGAUAUUAAUAUACCAGGAACUAAAAAACCAGAAGAAUCAAAAGAAAAAACUGAAACUGAAGAUAUAUUUGCAUCUGUUGUUGGUAAUAAAGACGAGGAUGAUGAUUUGGAUAUUGUUCAUUCGUUUGAAAUUUCUCAUGAAUCAGUUGAAAUAGUUAAAAGAAGAUGUCAAGAGAUUGAUUAUCCAGUGCUAGAAGAAUAUGAUUUUAGAAAUGAUGCAAGAAACGUCGAUUUAGAGAUUGAUUUAAAACCCUCAACACAAAUUAGACCAUAUCAAGAAAAAUCUUUAUCAAAAAUGUUUGGUAAUGGUAGAGCAAGAUCAGGUAUCAUUGUUUUACCAUGUGGUGCUGGUAAAACUUUAGUUGGUAUUACUGCUGCUUGUACUAUACGAAAAUCUGUUAUUGUUUUGUGUACUUCAUCAGUUUCAGUUAUGCAAUGGAGACAACAAUUUUUACAAUGGUGUACUAUUCAACCAGAAAGUGUUGCUCUUUUCACUUCAGAAAAUAAAGAAAUGUUUGCUACUGAAGCAGGUUUAGUUGUUUCAACGUAUUCUAUGGUUGCAAAUACAAGAAAUAGAUCUCAUGAUUCUCAAAAAGUCAUGGAUUUUUUGAAAUCAAGAGAAUGGGGGUUUAUAAUAUUAGAUGAAGUUCAUGUUGUGCCUGCUAAUAUGUUUAGAAGAGUUGUUACUACGAUUGCAGCUCAUGCUAAAUUAGGUUUAACUGCAACUUUAGUUCGUGAAGAUGAUAAAAUUGACGAUUUGAAUUUCUUAAUUGGUCCAAAAUUAUACGAAGCAAAUUGGAUGGAUUUAGCUCAAAAGGGUCAUAUUGCAAAUGUUCAAUGUGCUGAAGUUUGGUGUCCAAUGACUUCAGAAUUUUAUCAAGAAUAUUUACGAGAAUCAGCAAGAAAGAGAAUGUUGUUAUAUAUAAUGAAUCCAACUAAAUUUCAAGCAUGUCAAUUUUUAAUACACUAUCAUGAAAAAAGAGGCGAUAAAAUUAUUGUAUUUAGUGAUAAUGUUUAUGCAUUGCAAGAAUAUGCUUUGAAAUUAGGUAAGCCAUUUAUUUAUGGUUCAACUCCACAACAAGAAAGAAUGAAAAUUUUACAAAAUUUCCAACAUAAUGAUCAAAUUAAUACUAUUUUUUUAUCUAAAGUUGGUGAUACUUCAAUUGAUUUACCUGAAGCUACUUGUUUAAUUCAAAUAUCUUCACAUUAUGGUUCAAGAAGACAAGAAGCUCAAAGAUUGGGUAGAAUUUUGAGAGCAAAAAGAAGAAACGAUGAAGGUUUUAAUGCUUUUUUUUAUUCAUUAGUUUCAAAAGAUACCCAAGAAAUGUAUUAUUCAACUAAAAGGCAAGCAUUUUUAGUUGAUCAAGGUUAUGCUUUCAAAGUUAUCACCCAUUUAAGUGGUAUGGAACAAUUACCAGAUUUAGCUUAUGCAUCACCAAAAGAGCGUAGAGAAUUAUUACAACAAGUGUUAUUGAAAAAUGAAGAUGCUGCAGGUUUGGAAGUUGGAGAUGAUAUAGAUACAAAUUUCAUAUCAAAAGAAAAGAGAGCAAAGUUGGAAGAAUCUCAAGCUUCAAGAACUGCUGGUUCAUUAGCUGGUUUAGCUGGUGGUGAAGAUAUGGCUUAUAUUGAAUAUAGUAAGAAUAAGAAUAAAGAAUUGAAAGAUUCUCAUCAUCCAUUGAUUAAAAAGAUGUAUUAUAGACAAAAGAAUAAAGAGAAGAAAGCUUUAAAUAAAUAA